This is a messenger RNA of Hippoglossus stenolepis (Pacific halibut), 3919 nucleotides long. It is a transcript of the gene wnt10a, whose product is annotated as wingless-type MMTV integration site family, member 10a. Gene Ontology annotation, cellular component: extracellular region. Gene Ontology annotation, biological process: multicellular organism development; neuron differentiation; cell fate commitment. Gene Ontology annotation, molecular function: cytokine activity; frizzled binding. The transcript has 4 exons. Lineage: Eukaryota; Metazoa; Chordata; Actinopteri; Pleuronectiformes; Pleuronectidae. Bases 609 to 1868 code for a protein of 419 amino acids. The record is from RefSeq and is a predicted model, not a curated record.
UGCGCUAACGAGCCACUUGACCUCCCUCGGUGCGCGCUCCUACUGCCGGAGUGACGCAAAACCAAAAAGUGGGCUGGCGCAGCGCUAACUGCAGCAAGUUUGGAGGAGAGACUACCGAACAAUCACUAGUCAGGCAGACUUCAUGUAGGAGCGCCCAUCCUGGAUCCGCCGGCUCUCUCUCUCUCCCUCUCUCUCUCUCUUUCCCUCGGAUGUAAAAACCAAUGCAAAGUCCUCGUGUGGCGGAGAUACCGGGAUGUGUACGGAUGUGUGUGUGUGAGAGAAAGACGAGACUGCACUUCCCCCCCCCCAGACACUUCACAGCAGCAGCCUCCUCCAUUCAGUGUAGCCGAGAGGUGCUGGAUGAAACUUUUUCUUGAAUGAGUAUCCCGCCUCUGGCUGGCACAUCUGGACGCACGGCACACGGAGCUGUCAAGUCCAGCGCCAACUUUAAGCCGGACCAGACCCGAGCCCCCCUCCUCUCCCACUGUGUCCUCUUCUAAACUCCGAAGCGGAAUAUUGGACUUUUAAGCUAUUGCUUUUUUUUAUUUUUUAUUUUUUAAACUUUUUAUUUUUUUCCUGUUUGUUUUUUAAUAAUUGAAAGGCACAGAAUGGAACAGCCAGUCCUCCGAAUAACGUGCGUCCUGCUGGUUAUCUGUCUCCUGGAUAAAAGGGUAGACUCCAAUGAAAUCCUGGGCCUGAAGCUCCCCAACAUUGACCCAAUCCUGAACGCCAACACGGUGUGUCUGACACUCCCGGGUCUGACGCGGCGCCAACUGGACGUGUGCAUGCGCAACCCAGACGUGACGGCCUCAGCGAUCCAGGGAAUCCAGAUCGCCAUCCACGAGUGCCAGCACCAGUUCAGAGGGCACCGCUGGAACUGCUCCAGUCUGGAAACUCGGAACAAAAUACCCUACGACAGCAUAGUCUUUAAAAGAGGCUUUAGAGAGAGCGCCUUUGCGUACGCAAUCGCAGCAGCGGGCGUGGUGCACGCUGUGGCCAACGCCUGCUCCAUGGGCAAGCUGAAGGCAUGCGGCUGCGAUGAGAAGCGCCGCGGCGACGAGGAAGCCUUUCGUAUCAAACUGCACCGCUUGCAGCUGGAGGCCAUCCACCGUGGGAAGGGUAUGGUGCAUGGCGUCAUGGAGCACUUCCCCGCCGACCUGCCGGGACCCCAGGACUCCUGGGAGUGGGGCGGCUGCAGCCCCGAUGUGGAAUUCGGGGAGAAGUUCUCACGUGACUUCCUGGAUGCUCGGGAGACCAACAAAGACAUCCAUGCCCGGAUGAGGCUGCACAAUAAUAGAGUUGGGAGACAGGUGGUGCUUGACCACAUGAGAAGGAAAUGCAAGUGCCACGGCACGUCGGGCAGCUGCCAGCUAAAGACCUGCUGGCAAGUCACCCCGGAGUUCCGUGUGGUGGGCUCAAUCCUCAAAGAGCGCUUCCACGUCGCCACACUUAUCAAAGCGCACAACCGGAACACGGGGCAGCUCGACCACUCCCACCACAACAACCACAACAACCACCAUAACCAUCACAGCCACCACAACCACCACAACCACCACCAUCAUCAGAACAACCACCAUCACCACCACCACACACAUCGGCGGCGGCCGAGCGUCAACGAGCUGGUCUACUUUGAGAAGUCGCCGGACUUCUGCGAGCGGGACCUGGGGUCGGACUCGACCGGCACGCAGGGCCGGAUCUGCAACAAGACCAGUCCCGGCAUGGACAACUGCGAGAGUCUGUGCUGCGGCAGAGGACACAAUAUCCUGCAGCAGACACGGAGCGAACGCUGCAACUGCAAGUUUCACUGGUGCUGCUACGUGGUCUGCGAAGAGUGCAGGAUAACAGAGUGGGUCAGUGUCUGCAAAUGAAGAAAUACACGUCAAAAAAGACUACAUAAAGAAAACAAGGACAAAGAGACAUUUUAAAACCGAGACUUUUCAUUUGAAAGGGGAAUAUGACUGUAAUAUUUGUACCCCCGUUCCUUUUUUGCGGUGGACUGCUGUUUUCCAGAAGAGCGAGGACAGUGCAUGUGAAGCAGUUGAGCCAGCAGAAAGAUAGACGUGCGUGUGGGUUGUGCACAUGCAGGGUAUGUGUAAAGCUGCCACAUCUCAGAGAGCUUGGACGUUUACUGCCUUCCUCUUGAGACAAAGGGACACAAUUAUAUCAGAUGAGUAUCUGAAAAGUCCAGGACAUGAGAUCUGAGCCCUGAAAAACAACAAACUCUUAAUGUUGACUGACAUUCAGCUGCGUGCGAUUCAGGUAGGCAGAGAGGAAGUCGAGCGUAAGCGGUAGAUUGCAUGCAGAAAGAAAAUAAUAUUGCUUCAUAGCGCCAGAGAUAUUUAAGGUGGAACGGCUGAUGUCUGCAGCCCGUGAAAGUUUAAAAAUGGGGGAGGGCAUCUAAAAGGGUUUUCAACCACAUCACAACUCAAACAGUAAUCCCUCCAUUGUCUAUAUAAUAACUUACAGCAUUAACAUUUAGCAUUUGCUGUCUCCAUCUACAACAUACAGGGACAAACAUAGAGCUUUACACACACAAGGAUUCACAAUGCACGGGAUUUGUCACACAGCACAACACACUUGGAGCACUUAAGGAUUUAGUGCCUUGUUCAAGGGGCAGUUACUUUUUCUGUGUUUUAUAGCAGAUAUCAUGUUAUAUAGAUGACAUCAGGGGGUUUGUCUGGCUCAGGUGUGUAUCAGUCAUAAACCUCCAAUAAAUACAUCCACGCAGUUUGGUCGAAAAAAGGGAGAAAUGAGAAAUUCAAUUCCCAGGGAAAACUGGACUGUUUAGUGUGAAUGUCAGCAUUCAUAAAUUAGAAGAUUGCAUUGAAAGAGCAAAACUUUAAUAAUAAUUGAUGGCCACUCUGGAAAGGAGGGCAUUACAGCAAUGAUGAAAAACUGAUGUGAAACUCGCCCCCUGGGACUCCUCAUGUCAGACCAUGACAUCUGAAAGAAUUUCCUUUUCUAUAUAUGGAAGAUGUUUGCAUAGAAUUCACUUUCAAUAGAGUAAAAACAAGCACUAUAUUCCUCUACACUAUGAGAAUCCAUCUAACAAUCAACCUUUUGUGACCCAAGCUCAUACAUUUGUUUUCCAGACCUCCCAAAAAGCACCAUGUGUAGUGUGUGUGUGUCUGUGUGUGGUAUCUAACGUAAGAGGCCUGUCAAGAGUACACCGAGUGCACAGAAGACAAUUAAUUCAACACAUACAGCUUUCAUCUUGAGCACGAUCUGAACGGCAUUGUAAAUAAAAAACAUAUUGAUGCUGCACAAAAAUAUGUACAAUACAUUAAAAGUGCCUCGGGAAACUGAGUGCACGUGAACAGGCGUUCAGCUCCUCGCACUGUAAACAUCCGACGUGUUGUGAUGCAAUGUGCUGUGUGUGUGACACUGAAAGCUCCCUGUGUUAUAUCUACACUCACCUCCUUCACAUUUCUUCAACGUGCACGACGGAGAUGUUUUGUCAUCAACUUUAAAGGUAUAUAAUUAAGAUUAGGUUGAUAAGGAUUUCUGCCUGUGCACAUGUUGAAGAUCAUAUUUUUAUUUUUGAGUGAGGCUCCUUAUCAGACGGUGUAAUUUAUUUCAAGCAGAUAUGUUUUAAGUGUUAUAAGCAGAGGGGGGGGGAUGAUGAUGCUUCCAGUGCAACAGAUUAUUUUGAUUCUGAUAAGUAGUUUGCACAUACAGAACUGUGUCCAGGAAAAACUCUGGGAAAAAUAUCUAUUAUAUGCAUUUUCUUUUUUCAUGUCUUAAAUGUAAUGUAUGUUCGUAUUUUUUUAUGUUUUAAUAUGGUUAUUAUCUAAGUUAUUUUAUUUUUGUGGAUAACUUAAUAUUUGUAAGACAAUUAAAGAAAGACCAUAAUAUUGAAAAAGGGGCUUUAAUGUGAUGAAUAAUAAAAUACAUGGAACCAGUGGAUUUGGUAAGAGAA